Molecule: messenger RNA, 1723 nt
Organism: Rhineura floridana
Lineage: Eukaryota; Metazoa; Chordata; Lepidosauria; Squamata; Rhineuridae
Product: solute carrier family 22 member 2-like
Exons: 10
Coding region: 92-1723 (543 amino acids)
Biological process (GO): transmembrane transport
Cellular component (GO): membrane
Source: RefSeq, a predicted model, not a curated record
CUUUGACUUUGGGUUAAAUGUCUUGUUAUUUAAGCAUAUUUCCACUCAGCACAAUUAGGAGCAGUGCUGUGAAUAAGAGGCUUAAUCCAACAUGCCAAACUUAGAUGACAUUCUAGAGCACAUUGGUGAGUUUGGCCUGUUCCAGAAAAGAGUCUUUUUUCUUAUUUGCCUCCUCUCUGCUGCCUUUGCCCCAGUCUAUGUAGGAGUUGUUUUCCUAGGUUUCGUACCCGAGCACCGGUGCCUGAGUCCUGGAGUUGCUGAGCUAAGCAGCAGGUGUGGCUGGACUCCCGAAGAGGAGUUGAAUUACACGGUUCCAAAGUGGAAGACCAGUGAGGAAGGUUUCACCCAUCAGUGCACGAGAUACAAUGUGGAUUGGAAUGCAAGCGAGCUGAGCUGUACGAAUCCAUUGGAAGACUUUACCAGUCACAGGAAUGAGAGCAUCUCUCUUACCACCUGCCAAGAUGGCUGGGUCUAUGAUUCUUUGAUACAGUCCAUUGUGAGUGAGUUUAACUUGGUAUGCGAAGACUCCUGGAAGUUAGAUAUAUUUCAGGCAUCUGUCAAUGCUGGAUUUUUCAUUGGAUCUAUAUAUGUUGGCUAUAUAGCAGACAGAUUUGGACGUAAAACAAGUCUCUUAGUUACCAUCCUGGUCACUUCCAUCUCAGGAGUUCUUGUGGCCUUGGCACCAAACUACUUAUGGUCGGUGAUAUUUCGAUUCAUACAAGGACUAGUCAGCAAGGGCAGCUGGACGGCAGGCUACAUCCUAAUCACAGAAAUUGUUGGUCCAGGCUACAGGAGGAUUGUGGCCAUUCUCUACCAAGCGGCAUUUACUGUAGGCCUCCUCAUCCUCGAUGCUUUGGCUUAUGCAAUUCCCUAUUGGAGAUGGCUUCAACUUGCCGUUACUCUGCCAGUUUUCCUUCUUUUGUCCUACUACUGGUGUGUUCCAGAAUCUCCCAGAUGGCUGAUCUCUCAAGGACAGAAUGGCAAAGCUAUGGAAAUUGUGAAUGACAUUGCUGAAAGUAAUGGAAAAAUCUUGCCUGCCGAUUUUGAGAGUAUAAACACCGAAGAAGAAAAUGAAGAAAGUGGAAAACAGAAACCUUCACUGAUAGAUCUUGUGAGGACAUCGCAGAUGAGAAAACACACAUUUAUCUUGAUGUAUAACUGGUUCACAAGUGCCAUAAUGUACCAAGGACUUAUCAUGUACGUGGGAAUUUCUGGAGACAACGUUUACCUGGAUUUUUUCUACUCUUCCCUAGUUGAGUUUCCAGCAGCCCUCAUACUCAUACUCACAACGGAGCAAGUGGGCCGCCGCUAUCCCUGGGCCACUGCAAACCUGAUGGCGGGAACCGCUUGCCUUGUUGCAGCUUUCACCCCAGAAGAUACGUACUGGUUAAAGAUGAUUACAGCUUGCUUGGGCAGAUUGGGAAUCACAAUGGCAUUUGAAAUGGUUUGCUUUGUCAAUUCUGAAUUAUAUCCAACAUUUCUCAGAAACCUUGGUGUGAUGGUCUGCUCCUCUCUGUGUGACUUGGGUGGAAUAAUUUCCCCAUUUGUUGUUUAUAGGCUAGCAGAAAUCUGGCACAAGCUACCUCUUAUAGUCUUUACUGCAGUUGGCUUGAUUGCUGCUGGAUCAGUGCUACUUCUGCCUGAGACCAAAGGGAGAACUUUGCCUGAGACCAUAGAAGAUGUAGAAAACUUUCAGCGGCACAAUGCUAGGCAGCUUAAUUAA